This is a messenger RNA of Venustampulla echinocandica, 543 nucleotides long. RefSeq lists its product as uncharacterized. The transcript has a single exon. NCBI's taxonomy places the organism in Eukaryota, Fungi, Ascomycota, Leotiomycetes, Helotiales, Pleuroascaceae. The record is from RefSeq and is a predicted model, not a curated record. Bases 1 to 543 code for a protein of 180 amino acids.
AUGGAUGCCACUUGCAACGACAAUGCAUCGCGGACUCUGAGCCAGGAAGACCAAGAAAAUUUCAUCGAGAUUCAUCCCGAGGCUCACGAUCCUACCACCUCUCCGGCCCCAACCAUCGCGUCACGACCUCCCUCGAUCUCUGUAAAUCCGAUCCGCUUCCGACAUCCACAUUAUCCUGAUUCAAGUAACGUGCUCCUCACUCUCUUUGCGCCAGACAGUGCAGCUGGAGGCAUUGAAUACGGCGUUGCGCAUGCUGCUUGUGGUGUGAUUAGUGGCAACAGAUGGAAUGGCUGGUUUACUGCCAAAGCUGAUGGACUAACUAUAACUCUCACAUACGGCGAUAUUCUCUGCGAACGCGACUACUACUUCCACCUCCCCGAAUCUUCCCUCGAAGCUCCAUAUGCCAUUGUCCCGACCUUCAAAGAAUGGGCAUUUCCCCAUGAAAAGCUCCAUCCAUGCAUGCUGGCAAGCAAAUCAAGACCACAUACCCUGUGCACAGAGCAGAUUCGCCACGCCAUCAUCUCUCAGCGCGGCAGUUUUUAA